This is a messenger RNA of Hypanus sabinus (Atlantic stingray), 2340 nucleotides long. RefSeq names its product delta/notch-like EGF repeat containing (gene dner). Lineage: Eukaryota; Metazoa; Chordata; Chondrichthyes; Myliobatiformes; Dasyatidae. Gene Ontology annotation, biological process: Notch signaling pathway. The transcript has 13 exons. Gene Ontology annotation, molecular function: calcium ion binding; Notch binding. The coding region runs from base 21 to 2138 and encodes 705 amino acids. The record is from RefSeq and is a predicted model, not a curated record.
UCACUCCAGCCCCGGUGGAAAUGCCGGCUCCCCUGUUGUUCCUGGGCACCGUGGCUCUGCUGUCCGCCGCCUGCGCCGCCCCCCUCAGCCCGUGUGCCGGCCGACCCUGCCUCAACAAUGGCACUUGUCUAACUUUCCAAGGGCAGCCGCCGUCCUACAACUGCUCCUGCAGCCCCGGGUUCGCGGGCCAGCACUGUCAGGAUCGAAUAGAUGAAUGUGCAAGCAAUCCCUGUCACCAUGGCAACUGCAGCAGCCACAUUGAUGGCUAUGUUUGUAUUUGUGAAGAAGGCUAUCAAGGUGAAAACUGUGCCCAGCCUCCACAAAGUACUCCUGCCCCUGUCUGGACAGAGUCUACGCCACUGUCAUGGCAACCUGAGCCAGUCUCAACAUCAAUGUUUCCCAACGCAACCUCGUCCCCGUCCUCAUGGCAAACAACUACGUUGUCCUCUUGGCAGCCAGCAAAGGGGCAUAUUGUUGCAAACCUAACUUGGGACCUCGGAGAGAUCAUCAAUGCUUCAAAUUUUCUCUGCGGGAAUAAAAGCUGCAAUGAAUCAAUUUACAGUCAGCAGUCUUUUCUUGAAAUACCUGAAGAGAGUGCAGUAAGGAUUAAACUGAAUGGGAUAGAUUCAUCUGUUGGAUUUUGGGAAGUGACAGAAGCUGAAUUUCAACAAUGCAAUAUUUCAAGUGGAAAAAUCAUCUCACCAUUGCCCACUGUGGAUGGAUAUGUUCUUCUGGAGGAGAUAAUGUCUAUGGGCAGUAACUACUUUAUUGUCCUUGUGAAUGAUUCGGCUACUAAUACAACAUUAGCCCUGAGGCUGAAUGUGACGGUUAAAGCCAGUAUCUGCGUGGAACAAGAGGGCAAUCAGGAUGGCCUCCAAUGCUCUGGAAGAGGACAGUGUAUCACGAAGCCUUCCGAGGUCACCUUCUUUUGCGAAUGUGAGGAGGGACACAUUGGGCUAUUCUGUGAAGAAUUGGAUGGUUGUCACAACAUCCAGUGCCUGAACAAUGGCACAUGUUUGGACAUUAAGGAGGGAAACAACUUGAAGAACUUCACCUGUGUCUGCCCACCAGGUUACACAGGGGAACAGUGCCAGACUCAGAUUGAUCAUUGUGUCUCUGAGCCCUGUGAAAAUGGAGCUACCUGCAUGAGCAGAGAAACAAACUACAGCUGCCUCUGUCUAGAAGGUUUUACUGGCCCCACAUGUGAUCAGAAGAUUGACCCUUGUGCCUCAUCACCUUGCCAAAACAAUGGGACGUGCUUUGCAGAUGGCACAUCAUAUAGUUGUAACUGCAGCCCGGCCUACACUGGACCAGUUUGUUCUCAGCUGAUCGACUUCUGUGCCCUUAAUCCCUGCUCCCAAGGCACUUGCCACAGCUUUGGGACAAGUUACAAAUGUCUCUGUGACCCAGGUUACCAUGGUCUGUACUGUGAAGAGGAAUAUAAUGAGUGUCUUUCAGCUCCUUGUCAGAACUCAGGCACCUGCAGAGAUUUGGUGAAUGGUUAUGAAUGCCUGUGUCCUGCUGAGUAUGAAGGUAUCCACUGCGACCUGCACAGGGAUCCUUGCGCCAAUGUCAGCUGUCUGAACGGAGGCACUUGUGUCAACAAGGAACUAAAUACAACCUGCAUUUGUGCACCUGGAUUUUCAGGUGAGGUAUGUGAGGCCAAUGAAAAUGAGUGUGAGAGCAAUCCUUGCCAUAACGAAGGAACCUGUGUGGAUGAAGUAAAUGGUUACACUUGUCACUGCCCACAUGGCUGGGUUGGCAUUAACUGCGAUGUCCACCUGGAAUGGAAAUCUGAUCAGAUGGCAGAGAGCCUGAAUACAAUGCCUCGUCACUCCCUCUACAUUAUCAUCGGAGCCCUCUGUGUGGCCUUUGUUCUGAUGCUGAUUAUUUUAAUUGUGGGCAUCUGUCGUAUCAGCCGCAUUGAGUACCAGGGCUCUUCCAGACCAUCUUACGAGGAGUUCUACAACUGCAGGAGCAUUGACAGCGAAUUCAGCAAUGCAAUAGCUUCAAUCCGACAUGCCAGGUUUGGUAAGAAGGCCAGGCCAGCGAUGUAUGAUGCAACCACUGUGGCCUAUGAAGAUUACAGUCCUGAUGAUAAACCACUGGUCACUUUAAUCAAAACAAAAGAUUUGUAAAGCACAGCUCGUCUUUUAUGGGUAUAAAAAGGGAAGAAAAAGUACUAACACAGACUGAUUCGCACACAAAAAUACAUACAAAAACACGCACACAUUCUCUCUCUCUCACACACACACACGCACGCACGCACACGCACAUGCACACACACUGGCUAAAUAUUUUUAAGACAGAAACAGCUGAAAUAUUUAAGAGAUUUGCUUA